Chaetomium globosum CBS 148.51 is the source of this 1866-nucleotide messenger RNA. RefSeq lists its product as uncharacterized. The transcript is spliced from 4 exons. Lineage: Eukaryota; Fungi; Ascomycota; Sordariomycetes; Sordariales; Chaetomiaceae. The coding region runs from base 1 to 1866 and encodes 621 amino acids. The record is from RefSeq and is a predicted model, not a curated record.
AUGGAACACGAGUACACCGAGGCCAGUUUGGCCCUGCGUGGCCUCAAGACGACUGACCUUCGCCGUGUGCAGUGCUUACGCGAGGUUUCCACCGAACUAGACUUUGAUGUCUUUCUUGCCGCCAUCGAAAAGCGUGAAGAGGGUUAUCUCAAAGGCGACUGGUAUUUGCGAUAUUUUUCGCGCCGCCGGUCUCGCAACGGUCCAGGUGAUAAUCCCAGUUUGGACCGGCACAAAAUCGGCGAAAGCUACAAAACGUCCAUCAUAAUCAAGAAGCUUGUCGACUUGGAUGGCGUCUUCCUCCGCUCCGAAAUGGCGAUUGAUGAAAAAGACCUGAGGGUGAAUCUAAUUCCGGGGGGUGAUCCGUUCAAGGGUGUCGACAAUCGCAAGGAAGAGAGGUACGAAGGAUUGGAUUCAACAAAUCCAACCUUCACCCACUUCUACCGCACAACCGCACCGCUCAGCCCUUGCUGCGCUAAUUAUUACGCAGAGAAAUAUCUACUUGCCGCGUGCGAGCCGACUCGUCGGCAGUACGCCGUAGAGACCAUGCGCCGCCUGGCGAGGAUUGCUUGGGGCGAUGAUGCAGCAGUUUUUGUGAAAGCCGAUAAGGCCAUAAUCCUGCUGGUACUAGAGGCAGCUGUGGUGUGCUGCGAGUACGACCUGUUUAACGAUGUCCUUGGGUUGGUUGAUGCCGCGGCUGUGAGCGACAUUUUCGACCUUGUUAGGGCUAAAGAUCUCAAGGCCAUUUUCAAGAAGGAGGGCUAUCUUCGGGAAUCCGAUGGUGCCGGGAUCAUGAACAUGAUAAACUCUCCGCAAGACUAUGGCUUGUUCAGGACACGUGUUCUUCCAAUUCUCGCGGCGGCUGCCCUUACCAGACCACCUUUCGUUUUGGGUGCGCUGCCAAUCUUGACCUCGUGGGCCUCCAGCGAGGAGUUCCCGCAACCCGAGGUAUUGGAUAUGGUUAAAUGGCUGAGCGAGUCUGUAAUCGUCGGGUUAGAUAUCAGAGAUCUCCGCAGCCACGCCGCUCUUCUCAUGGCAGACCCGCAAUCUCUGGGCACUUCUCGUUCCACGAGGACCCGGGACCUCACGUCAAAGGAGCGCAGCCUGAUUGUCAACCCCGCCACGCUCGCCAACUUCACCAGUACUCUCCUCACCCACUCCUGGGACGACCUCCUGACUACCCUCUGCCAAAGGAUCGCUGCCCAAACCGCCACCAUCUCCACCGCCGAAUGCCCCCACCUCCGGCUCCCCUUCCUCCGCCAUCUCCUCCCCCCAGCCGGCACACCCUCUCCGCACUACAAACUUCUCACCCACACCCUCCUCACCGCCCACCUUACGCACCACGUCGGGCCCGAACCCCCACACGGCCCCGCCUCCCUAGCCCUCGCCCCGCAAACCAGCUGCUGCUGCUUCUCCUGCGGCUUGGUAAGCAAGUUCCUCGCCUCGCACCUCGAGGGCGAAGCCCGCUUCAAGCUCGACGCGGACCGCCGCGAGCAUGUGCGCCGCGAGCUGCGUGCCUCGCAUGCCGAGGAGGUGGUGAAGCGCGAGACGAACUGUGGCGAGCGGCAUGACACGUUUUUUUCUUUGUGCCGGGAGGAGAAUGACGCGUUGCUGGUGACCAAGGUGGCUGCGCGCGUGCGGCGGGAGCGGGAUGCGUGGGAGGAGAGGGUGGAAGAUGCGAGGAAGUGCUUGCAAGAGUUUGCGGAGGACGGUGUGUUGGGGAGGGUUGUUGGGGGUGAUGGUGGGGGGGGUGUUGGGACGUUUUUGAGAGACAAUGAAGUGGAGCUGUCUGGCAUUGGUGUUGGUGGUUCGAGAGGAGUGAAGAGGAAGGAGGAAGGCAGAGGGGGAAGUGGAGAUGGUUGUUAUUGA